UUCUUCCUUGUGCCUAUAUAUAAUGCUUACACUUUCUCAACCAACAUUCUCUAAAUAACCGGCCACUCCACCACAUACAAAACAACAUCAUGGCCGUCAAGGAAUGCGGUCACCAUGACCAAGACGACAACCGUCUCGUCCGCCUGGUAGUUGCCGGCGUCGCCACCUUCAUUAUCCUCAUCCUCUUCGUCAUCUUCUUAAUCUGGGUCAUCCUCCGACCCUCCAAACCCCACUUCAUCCUCCAAGACGCCACCCUCUUCGCCUUCAACCUCUCCUCCUCGCCGGCAACACCGACCGCCAUUGAACCUCCUUCUUUAACCCCCAACACCAUCACCAUCACCAUGCAGGUCACGCUCUUGGCUCGCAACCCCAACGACCGAAUCGGGAUAUACUACCACAAGCUAGACGUGUACGCGUCGUAUAGGAACCAGCAGAUCUCGCUGGGCACGAUGCUUCCGUCGACGUACCAGGGGCACAAGGACGUGACGCUGUGGUCGCCGUUCUUGUACGGAACGGCGGUGCCGGUUUCGCCGUACGUGUUGCAGUCUCUGACGCAGGAUCAGAAUGCGGGGGGAGUGCUGGUGAACGUGAAGGUGAACGGAAGGGUGAAAUGGAAGGUCGGGUCCUGGGUGUCCGGCAAGUACCAUCUCUACGUCAACUGUCCGGCCUAUAUCAGGCUCGCCAGAGACGGGAUCGGAUCGGCGGCCGCCGCCAUCAAGUAUCAGAUUAUGCAAAGUUGCAGCGUCGAUGUUUAAUUAAUUAGCCCAGAGUAAUUCGCUUACUGCUACCUAAUUCCAAUUAGCUCGCAAUAUGGUUACUACCUUCUUAUUUCUUCGAUAUUCUAUAUGCCAUUUUUAGCUCUGAUUGAAACUAAUACUCAUAGUCUGGGUUGUUCCGAGAAAAUCUUGUGAAAUUUCCCCUUUAAUCUUAUUGAUGGAUCACAAUUAAUA
Messenger RNA from Prosopis cineraria, 950 nucleotides. RefSeq names its product NDR1/HIN1-like protein 1. The record is from RefSeq and is a predicted model, not a curated record. Gene Ontology annotation, biological process: defense response to other organism. The transcript has a single exon. The coding region runs from base 90 to 755 and encodes 221 amino acids. NCBI's taxonomy places the organism in Eukaryota, Viridiplantae, Streptophyta, Magnoliopsida, Fabales, Fabaceae.